CCGGAUGGAGGGAGGCGAAUAAAACUCGCACGAGGACCUGUUCUGGUCACAUUCUAUGCGUUAGUUUGAAACGCGCAUCAUCAAUGCCGAUGGAGAGCAUCAGAUAGUCAAGCAUAUUUCAUUUAAAAAAAAGAGAGAGAAAGCAAAAAAAAAAAAAAAAAGACGACACCAUAGUGCAAAAAUAAUAAAUAAAUAAAUAUAUAGUUACUUAUCAGGCGCGCGGACGGAAUCUCAUCGCCUCCUUCGCCUUUGUUCACUUUGGACCGGUGCGCGCGCUCGUGCUCGUGCGCAGCGGUGCACCGUCUUCUCCUGCACUGUCCUCCGAAAGGGGACACUUUCUUUCUUUUAUUCAUUUUCAUUUUUUUAUCUAUUGCAUUGAUCUUUUUCUUUCUUUCUUUUUUAUAUGCGUUUCUAUAUAUUUUUUUUUAGCUUCUCAUCAAUGUCAAGCAUCCGGUCCAGGUAAAAGCCUUCCUCCGUCCCGAGACGUCGCGAGCGAGCGUGGGGGGGAGAGGGUUUCAGUUCUCUGCCGUGCAGGAUUGAUUUAAAAGAGAAGAAGAAAAGACAAAAAGAAAAGGGAAGGAAAAGAAGGAGGGAUAAUUGAGGCAUGGGGACGCGGUGCUGGCUAUGGAUUCGUGUGACUUGCAUGCAGCGUGCACAGUCCGCGCGCAUCGCCGUGCUCGCGGUCUGAGCCGCUACUUGGCGUCGUUGCGCUUCUGCUUCUGCUGCUGUUUCUCAUUUUUUGCGACCGGGACGCUGCUGUGACUGACGGGACCUGCAGAAACCGGCCCGAGACGAGACAAGACAAGACGGACCGGACACCAUACACACUCACUCUCACACAGGACACGGAGAGAUAAAGACGGGAGACGCGGGGGGACGGCGGUAUCGAUAGGCAGGGAAGGAUUAUGGCGCUCGCCGCGCUCGCGCUCUUUCUGCUCGCGCUCACCUGUGCGAACUUUUACCUGGCGCGCGCGAGCCGGCACGCGGUGCACUGGAACAGCUCCAACAUUCACCUGCGGAGGGAGGGCUACACGCUGAAGGUGAAUGUGAAUGAUUACCUGGACAUCUACUGUCCUCACUACAACGUGAGCCAGCGGGGCGUUGCCGAGCAGUACGUGCUCUACAUGGUGAGUUACCGUGGCUACCGCACGUGCGACCCUCAGCUCGGCUUCAAGCGCUGGGAGUGCAACCGACCGCACGCGCCGCACGCGCCCAUCAAGUUCUCGGAGAAGUUUCAGCGCUACAGCGCCUUCUCGCUCGGCUAUGAAUUCCACGUAGGCCACGAGUAUUACUACAUCUCAACGCCCACUCAUCACCAUGGCCGCAGCUGCCUGAGACUGAGAGUGUACGUCUGCUGCUCAACAGCAGCUGAUGCAGAUGAUGAAGCACAGCCUACAGAGCCAGACUACACUCUAAGACCUAACAUGAAAAUUGAUGACCUCGACGAUUACGAUAACCCAGAGGUCCCAAAACUGGAGAAGAGCAUCAGCGGUAGCAGUCCAUCCCGGGACCGCCUCCUCCUCACGGUGGCCACGCUGUUCCUCAUCGCACUCUCCAUCUCCUAGCAUCUCCUCGCCUCCGGGACGUUGUCAUGCCACCGAGGCCUAGAGGACCACAGGGGGAGGAAAAGAACUUGUUGUGAUGUAGGAAGUACCAAGGAGCAAACAUGUAAUAAAAAAAGAGGAAAAAACAAAACACAAAAAAAACAGGAACAGCUGGAAUAGGACUAGCGGGAUGCUAAGGCCUUCUUCUGUUCAGUAGAACAUGGACUUUAUAAUGACAACUUUUUGCCAAUCAGCUCGAGCCAUAGUGUCAGAGUUGUGUACGUUUGUGUGUGUGUGUGUGUGUGUGUGUGUGUGUGUGUGUGUGUGUGUGUGUCUGUGUGUGAAGCUGAAUGUCUGUUCACACACAUGCUGUUUGCAAAUCAGUCAAGUGAAAAAUCCCCUUCACUCCGUCUAAUUAGUUUAUUAACUAACGAAUGGCCGCUUUAAGCGAUGAAAUUGAAUCGAUGCUCGAGAUGAGCGACGAAUUAACAUUCUCGCCGGUGUGGAUCAUUAGUGACAGAAAAGAAGAAAAAAAACAUUUUUAUGCAAAAUGAGGCUGAGGGAAGAAACACGGGCGGCUUUAAGCAGCUUCAUUGCCAAUUCAGUUCAGCAUUUCUCUCUCUCUCUCUCUCUCUCUCUCUCUCUCUCUCUUUCUUUCUUUAGCUUGAGUAAACCUGCAGGAUUAUCACGUUUACAAACCGACCAGAUAUCUCCAAAUCCCCGCCUUCUGCUGACGGAUUUAAACAGUUACAGCUACACAACAGUCAGUAUAGAAACGUUCCCCAAAUGUCUUUUUUUUUUCUUUCCAUUUUCGGAUUAUUUUUAGCUACAUGAUCCCAUUGCACAGACUAUAUCCUAUAUAUUCCACUAUUUCUGUCCAAACCCUAUGCUAUUCUGUUCAAAAGAAUGAAAAUAAAUUGAGACAGAUCUUGACCAGAUAUGGACAAAUGUUUGCGGACACCUGACCCUAAGAUUGAGAUCUGCUUUCUGAAAAUCCCAUUUCACAAUAAGUCCCCAUUUUCUGUUGCUAACUUCCACUCUUCUGGGAAGAUGUUCCACUAGAUUUAGUAGUGUGUUUGUGGAGAUUUGUGCAGUCAGCAUUCCAAUUCAUCCCAAAGGUGUUCAAUAGGGUUGAGGUCAGAGCUCUAUAGCAGGAGAUCUUCCACUCUAACGCAUAUAAACUAUAUCUUCAUGGAGUUGACCUUGUGCCUCGUUGGAACGGGUUUGGAUCUUCUAGUGAAAGUGAAGCGAAAAUCUAAUGCUAGUGCAUCCAGAGACGUCCUAUACAACUGUGUGCCUCCAAAUUUGUGCUGAUAGUUUGAGCAAGAACCACAUAUGGCUGAAAAUAGUCAGGUGUCCCAAUACUUUUGUCCAUAUAAUAUAUUUCCUUAUAAACCUUGAAAGAUUUUUCUGGGCAAACUAUUUGUAAUUUCUAUUCUGAAAGAGACUUGAACUUUUUAAAUGACAUCACAUGGACCUUGGCAAUCAGUGUGUGUGUGUGUGUGUGUGUGUGUGUGUGUGUGUGUGUGUGUGUGUGUGUGUGUUUCGAGCUGAAUUUGGUGCCUGUAGAAACAGUAGCGUAGGCUGGUGAUAUUGAAAUGCUCGGCUUUUCUCCAACUGGACUGCAUUCUCUUUUCUAUCCCGAGGCUUUUUUUUUUCUCUUCAUGAACAUUCACCUGGAUGACACAUGUGGAAACGUAUGUACAUAAACACAAACAUAUGAUGGGAUCAUUGGAUUUUUUUCUUCUUCUUUUUUUUUUUUGGUCAAUCUCCCUGCACCGGUUUUUACAGGACAAGGAGAGCCCUGGAGGUGAAACAUCGAACUGGUUUGGACCGGUCUGGUCUCUCCUGCUCAGCUUCAUUGAAUCAUAAACGUCUGUCAGUAGUCACUACAAACCGGCCUGCAGUGGUCGUCUUUUUUUUUUUUUUUUUUUGGAGCUUGUGGGAAAAAACCAGAGCAUUAGAUGUUCAGGAAUAAAACAGCGAACACCACAAAGACCUUUGGCACACGUCACACGCAAAUGUUCCCGUAUUCGGAGGGGAUUUUCCACCAAGCCGCAUUCUUCUUACGACAUUCUUUCCCUUUUUACAUCCCGAGUAGCACCUUAUCGACCCUGGGGAGGAACCCAGGCCGAGCUCGCGGCGCUCCAGCUCAACACAACAGGCUUGCAGUCGAGGAUUUCUGCUCCGAAAAAAUGUUCCUGGGACCCCUUAUGAUUUAGGUUUAGUAGGUUUUAGGGUUUAACGUGCUAACUGAAGUCUAACGAAUACACGUAGAACGUGAGGUGGGACUUGUGGGCUAUAGAGCAUUGAAGCCAAACAAGUUUUUUUCCGAUUAGCUUUAGAGUUAGUGUGGAACUCCUAGAUUGUCUACUCUGUACAUUCUGCUAACGUGGGUUACCGUGGUAACGUGGCGCCGUAGAGCAAAACGAGUACGCUCGGCGAGACGUCGGGGGGACGCACGUCAUUUUUACCGACUUUGUUUUUGACCUGUACGUUGAGUUUGUUUGUCGUGUACUUUAAGGCUAACGUGUUUAGCUCUGAAAAACUUGUGUGUUCUGUUCACGGGGUGGGCAGGGAGCGGGGCGGUGUAGGGGGCAAGGGCGUUAUUUUGGGAGGGUGAGUUUCAGAAGAGCUGAUCGGGCGAACGAUGACAAAGUAUCAACUGUUGCACUUCAAAACUUAGACACGAGUUUGUGUGUGUGCGCGUGUGUGUGUGUGUGCGCGCGCUUGUUCGAGCGGCUGUGUAAAUGGUCAAAUAGAUGAAAGACAUUGCAUUUCUUUAUACUGACCAACGCGAGCGUGUGUGUGUGUGAGAGAGUGUGUGUGUUGCUUGAUUGUACUUUUUUUUGCCGCGCAUGUGUGUGCAAGAGAGUCUGGGUCGUUUAGAAGAAAAACACAAAAGCAUUUAUUAGUGUUGGAACACAACUGUUUAAAAAAAAAAAAAAAAAGAAAAAGGAAAAAAAAAAGAAAUCAUGUUUACCUUCGACUGGAAUGAAUUUAAAGAACAAAUAAAGUGUAACAGACCGUAACAAAAAGGUUAUAAUGAUAAUAAUAACGAUAAUAAUAAUCAUGAUAACAAAAC
Molecule: messenger RNA, 4629 nt
Organism: Silurus meridionalis
Lineage: Eukaryota; Metazoa; Chordata; Actinopteri; Siluriformes; Siluridae
Gene: efna3b
Product: ephrin-A3b
Exons: 5
Coding region: 906-1565 (219 amino acids)
Biological process (GO): axon guidance; ephrin receptor signaling pathway
Cellular component (GO): plasma membrane
Molecular function (GO): ephrin receptor binding
Source: RefSeq, a predicted model, not a curated record